This is a messenger RNA of Esox lucius (northern pike), 5734 nucleotides long. RefSeq names its product myocyte-specific enhancer factor 2D homolog. Lineage: Eukaryota; Metazoa; Chordata; Actinopteri; Esociformes; Esocidae. The transcript is spliced from 14 exons. Gene Ontology annotation, molecular function: RNA polymerase II cis-regulatory region sequence-specific DNA binding; protein dimerization activity; DNA-binding transcription factor activity, RNA polymerase II-specific. Gene Ontology annotation, biological process: positive regulation of transcription by RNA polymerase II; cell differentiation. The record is from RefSeq and is a predicted model, not a curated record. Bases 602 to 2380 code for a protein of 592 amino acids.
UACGUAGGCUGUGCACUAGCUGUACUGUAUCGUUUGGCUGAAUAGUUAUGUCACAUUAAACGAAAAAGGAGAUUGGAUUUAUGUAAAUAGAGACCCUGUCUUUUUAUUUUGACUCGAAUUUCAGCAAUUCCUCAGUAUUUUCUGAAAUAUGUGGCUGUAAUACUUCAAGUUAAAUGGUGCAGCCCCCUGCAGUACCGCUGUGGACCACCAGUGGUCUUGCAUGGACUACAGUUUCACCUACGGCCAAAAUAUUGCAUCCAUUCUUCAGCCCAUGAUGUCAUGAAGGCUGUUUGCUGAGUGACAUCAUCCUCGCCACAGCAACAGCUAAGAAACUGGUGCCCUUCGACCCUAAACAAACAAUGAACUGAGGGAAACCCCCCCCCCCCCAACCCCCUUCUCUACCAGCUCUACUAACGACAAACCCUCUGCCCCGUCAACCCAGACCGGGACAGAGGCGAGUGUGUAUGUGUCAGGAGUCUCUGCCCGUGCUCCGGAAAGAGCCAACUGGCUACACCCCCCCUCCCCUCGCCUGAGAGGAGGCACCUCUGACCUUUCUACCUGUUUGACUGUCACCCAGCCACUACAAUCAACACCAAGAACCAUGGGGAGGAAAAAGAUUCAGAUCCAGAGGAUCACCGACGAGAGGAACCGACAGGUGACGUUCACAAAGAGGAAGUUUGGUUUGAUGAAGAAGGCUUAUGAGCUGAGUGUUCUGUGUGACUGUGAGAUCGCCCUAAUCAUCUUCAACCACUCCAACAAGCUGUUUCAGUAUGCCAGUACCGACAUGGACAAGGUGCUUCUCAAAUACACAGAGUACAAUGAGCCCCACGAGAGCCGAACCAACGCAGACAUCAUUGAGACGUUAAGAAAGAAAGGCUUCAACGGUUGUGACAGUCCUGAGCCAGAUGGAGAAGACUCCAUCGACCAGAGCCCCCUAAAUGAAGACAAAUACCGCAAGCCCACUGAAGAUCUUGACAUCCUCUAUAAGCGGUACAGCGUGAGUUCUGCGGUCCCGCCUCCAACAUUCUCCAUGCCCGUCACCGUCCAGGCCUCUAAUCAGAACACAUUGCAGUUCAGUAACCCUGGCAACGCCAUGGUCACCACCUCCUAUGUGACGUCGUCAUCACUCUCUGACAACCAUCACCUGUCGCCCCAGCAACCGGCGCUCCAGAGAAACACUGUGUCGCCCGGGUUGCCACAGCGACCAGCCAGUGCAGGUGCUAUGCUCGGAGGUGACCUGAACAACUCAAAUAGCGGAUGCCCAAGUCCAGUCCCUAACGGAUAUAUCAGUGCCAGGGCCUCCCCAGGCCUCCUCUCCGUUUCCAACGGCAACAGCCUGGGGAAAGUAGUUCCGCCCAAGUCCCCGCCCCCGCCGCAGAGCCCGCAGAUGGUGAACAGCCGCAAGCCAGACCUCAGAGUCAUCACCUCACAGGCUGGGAAGAGCCUAAUGCAGAUGACAGAUGAUGAGCUGGAGUUGGUGAACGAGAAUGCUCAACGUUUGGCCGGCGCUCAGGCGGCUCAGGCACUCACCACGCCAGUGGUCUCCGUGACGACGCCCAGUCUCCUCGCCCAAGGGUUGCCCUUCUCCGCCAUGCCGACGGCUUACAACACAGAGUACCAGCUGACGAGCGCCGACAUCACCGCUCUCCACGCCUUGGCGUCGCCAGGCGGCCUGCUUCAAGGCAACGUGCCGUGGCAACAACAGCAGCAGCUUUCUGUAUCCCAGCAGCAGCAGCAGCAGCAGCAGCAGCAACAGCAGCAGCAACAGCUGAAUCUGGCGUCGCUUAGCAACUUGGUCAUGUGGGGCAUGGACAAACAGAGCGGAGAGCUGUCUAGCCAGAUCUCCAGUCUGGCGGCCAACCUGAGCGCCUCGCAGUCCAACCUCCUCUUGGGUAGAGAUGAGUGGUUGGGCCGGCCGGUGGGUCAUAUACCUCAGGGUACCAUGCUGACCGUCAACACCAACUCCAGCGUGAGCAUCAAGUCUGAGCCCAUUUCACCCGGGCGAGACCGCCGCUCCCCGUGUCCGCCUCCCGCUUCCGCCCCGUCCUCCUCCGGCGGGGGUGUCCAGACAGCCGCGCCCCCGCCACAGUACCCCGGUUCCCUGUUGUGCCUGGAGCCCCCGACCGGCCGCUCCCCCGCCGACAGCCUCAGCAGCAACGGAAGCUCAUACGAGGGCAGCGACCGCGAUGACCCGGGGGCGGGCGGCGGUGGAGGAGGCGGCGGCGGCAUCGUCGGAAGUGCGGCCGGAAACGCGGGCAACCCUGGCCGUUCCCUGCCCCCCGACUUCGGCUCCUCUGCGGAGCUCCUGCGGGCCCAGAGUGAAGCGGAGCAGGAGGGGGCUAACAUCAAGCGCAUGAGACUCGAUGCGUGGGUCACAUAAAAGACAACGGCGCAAACGCCCUUGACCCAUGAAGCACCACAGAACACGAAACCCCACCACCACACACACACACACACACACACACACACACACACACACACACACACACCAUCACCGCCACCUCACCCCACUGCCAUUUGCCACCACCACCCAAACCUUUUUCCUUUCCUCCAUCCCCCUACAAUAACACCCACCACCCAAGAACUCUAAGCCGAGCCAGAAACUCAGGGGCUAGUGCUCCACGGGAAGGAAGAUGCUGAAGUCUGCCAUUGGAUUUUGUAUGGGACAGCACAUUCAAAUUAUGGGGGCUCGAAUCUCAAAGCUGUCUCGCUUGAAUUGAGUUGGUUUUCGGGGGGUAUUGACACUUACUCUAUCAGGACUUCAAAAGAGAAUCUACUCUUCUGAUUGUUUUGACUGCUCAUUGCUGUUCAUACCAGAUGUAAGUUAAUCUAGAUUGGUUAGAUAACCCAUUCGGCACGUCACGUAUUUAAUUUGAACUUGACUGUUUGACGGACGGCUUGUCUUUGUGCUUUCUCAACACAAGUGUUGGUUCUUUUCACCUUAGGACAUCCUGCCAUAUUGACUCUUUACAUCUGUUGUUUAUUUUUUUUUUUUUUGUUAGUGCUAAAUGCUAAUGAGACCUGUCAGUUUUUCAGAAAAGCACCCCUUCAAAAUGCACUUUGGGAAUGACUGUUUGGACAAGUGCUGCUUGCAAAAAAAAAAAUGUUAAUCCUGUCUCAGCUUCGUCUGUGGCGCUGAGCAAGAAGACACAGGCGGACAAACAGGAAGUCCGGUUGGUCUGGGAAACACAGGAAUAGAUCCCACGGCUUCUGCCAAUGUACAGCACCCCCAGCCACUGGCCAAAGCCUCAGGUGGCACUCUGUGGUCAGCAGGCACGGUCAGCCACGGUCAAGAACGAGAGCCUUGCCCGAGUGUCGUUAUCAACCGUUUCAUGCCAAAUGCCUCGGGCGUGGUACAGGGACACAGUAAUAUCGUUCACUUAUUUUGACUCGCAGACUCCAUGAAAGAGUCAGCAACUCGUAGAUGACUUCUGCUCUCAAUAUCUCUAUGCUCACAUUUAUUUAGUCAUCACCUUUUUUUCUUUCCAGUUUUGAAGGAAUUGCUGCAAUCAUUGUUGCACCAUAAAUUAGGCUAGAUACUGGGAUACAUGUCUGAGAACUUCUAAAGGCUCCUUUAACUAGUAGAAGCCUCAAAUGCAAUGCAUUUUUGAUGUUUGUUUUGGAUUUCUGCUUGUUCUCGUUAGGGAUGUCUUUGGGCUUUUCAGUCCGGUUUGGGGGAAGUAAGAGGCAGACUGUAUAAAAUCACCACUUAUACAAACAUUUUUGAUGUUCCCAAUAGCUUUCCGCUGCUCUGCAAACGUUUUAAACAAUCUGUUUCAGCAGGAUUUAAAAGGACAUUUUCUAUUUCUAUAGCUUCAGUUGGCAGCAAAGCAGUUGGCCUUUCAAUAUGGACGAUGUGUGUACAUAUGGAUAUUUGCGUAGACUUGUCUAGGUAUCCCUGAAACAAGCAAUGUGUUCAUUCUCAGUGGAUCUGUUUGCAUAUGGGUGUGAGUGUGACUUUGAUAUGUUUUGAGCUACAAUGCAGGGGCCCUGCCGCACUAGCCAGUGAGUUUGUUUCAGUAACCUAUAUAAUGAUAGUGUUGAUGGUGUGCACUUUCUGUCUCUCACUCACUCUUUAGGAGCCUGCUUGCCUGCGGUUUGGCUGUUGUGUCAACAUGUCCUUUGGCCACGCGCUCUGAACCCAAUUCCCAUUGAUCAAAGUAGAUUUACAGACCACCAUAACAACAUAGAAAUUAAAUGGAUUCUGCUGUUGAACGUCGUGCAAUGGACGUUUUCAUUCAAUCAAAAACAAUUUUUGUCUUAAAUCUGGUUUUGUGAACUACAGCAUACACUUGUUGAGCAAAAUUUACAGCGUACCCAUGUUGAGCAAAAUUUAAAACCUACUUUGUUCUUUGUCAAAUGUCAUAUGAAAUAGUUAUUAAAUAUGUAUAUGCUCAUGUUCACACUGCUGUGAGCUAGGUCAAAUGGAGUUAACACAUUCUAAGGGACAGUUUGACAUCAUACACCUUGAAAUAUGCAUGGAAGCAGUCAGCAUUAGAAAACCAUAUAAUUGUUUUAAAUCGUAUGUUUUGUCAUUUUAAGGCAUUGUUUUAAAGUGACAUUGCCAAAAGCAACCCAGAGAAAUUGGGGAAUUAUUUUAUAAACAAUUCCCAAUGCCUUUAUCAAGCAUUAUUUUGUGUAAUUUCUGUUGGUUUAAACAUUCUGUCCAUGUCCUGGAAACAAAGGCAAAAAUAAUACAUAAUAUACAGGAGUGGACAAAAUAACGGAAACACAUGGAGAAAGACUGUUACUGUGGAGUCACUACAUCACAUUUUAAAAACACAACUGCUGGUCACAUUAGGUUGAUGGCCAAUCAGCAGUUCAUACAUGUCUGCUAUGAAGCUAUAUUAGCACUUUGAUAUGUGUUCAAAGCAACAUGAGGCAACUGAGUUGUCCAGAGGCCAAAUAGUCAGUUACUGGAUUGCAACUGCAUCGGUCACAAAAACUGCAAAAUUAUUGGAACAAUCUCAUAAAUCAUGACCACAUAUGCAGAACAUGGACAAAUUGCAGCGGCAAAGAGGAACAGUGGUCACAGUUUGAUGCUGACCGACUGGGAAUGACAUAAACCUAAGUUUGGUUAUGCCACAAAAGUACAGUCUAAAAAAGUUCCACAGAAUUGAAUCAGCUGCUCUGUGACCCAGUCUCAACAAAUACCGUACAACUUGAGCUUGGAAGCCAAAGAAUGCCCUCCCACAAUAUCUACUGCCAACUAUUAAACAUGGUGGGGGUAAUGGUAUGGGCAGCCAUCUUGUGGGAGUCAUUGGGUCUGAAGAUUGCUCUACAUGGUCAUAUAACGGACUAGGAAUAUCAGGUCGUUCUACCGGACCAGAUGCACCCUAUAUUGCAAACACUGUCCCCUCAUGAUGUUCCAAUAUUCCAGGAUGGUAAUGCCACCAUAAACACUAAGAAUUCAAGAGUGGUUUUAUGAACACCAGGAUGACGUCAAACAGAUUCCAUGGCCUUCCCAAUCAUCAGAUCAGAACAUAAUUCAAUCUUCAUGGGAAGAGCUGAGGCGCAGAGUGCAAAGUAGAUUUCUACCACCUUCAUCCCUUAGAACUGGUAGAUUUUCUUUUUGGAAAAAUUGUCCAAGAUCCCACUACACACAGUUGAGGCAUUCCAAAUAGGAUUGGAGCUUUUCUGAAGGCAAAGGGUGGCCCGAUUCCUUAUUAGGUCUCUGAUAUAUUGUUACGCAUAUCCGUUAUUUUGUUCAACUCCUAUAUUAAAAUGUGCUAAA